Molecule: messenger RNA, 6491 nt
Organism: Sinocyclocheilus rhinocerous
Lineage: Eukaryota; Metazoa; Chordata; Actinopteri; Cypriniformes; Cyprinidae
Gene: prdm16
Product: PR domain containing 16
Exons: 17
Coding region: 28-3918 (1296 amino acids)
Biological process (GO): regulation of transcription by RNA polymerase II
Cellular component (GO): nucleus
Molecular function (GO): protein binding; RNA polymerase II cis-regulatory region sequence-specific DNA binding; DNA-binding transcription factor activity, RNA polymerase II-specific
Source: RefSeq, a predicted model, not a curated record
GACGCGAGGAAUCUACAAGCCGACAAGAUGAGAUCCAAGGCGAGGGCGAGAAAACUGGCCAAAAAUGACAGUGAGGCAGUAGACAGCAUGUACGACACAGAGCCCAAUCUCGUGACCGGCGAGAGCGCAGAAGAGGAGACAGAAGAUGGCGUCAUGUCCCCCAUUGCGGUGGGGCCCACGUCCCCUCAGCUCUGCAAUGAGGACUUCACUCCUAAAGAGGGCUCACCCUACGAGGUGCCCGUCUACAUUCCCGACGAUAUUCCCAUCCCUGCCGACCUGGAGCUCCGCGAGUCGUCCGUACCAGGGGCUGGCCUAGGAAUCUGGGCCAAAGUCAAAAUUCACAUGGCAGAACGCUUCGGACCAUACAACGGACUGCAGAGCGUCAUGGUGAAAGAGACCACUUAUGGAUGGGAGCAAAUGCUGAAUGAUCAUGAAACGUCGUCUCAAGACAGCUGUAUUAAAAAGGUAAUGGACAACAUGGGUAAUGUGAAGUUCUGUCUGGACGGGGCUCUGGAGGACAGCGGGAGCUGGCUCAAAUACGUGCGCACUGCCCCGUCCCAUGAAGAGCACAACCUGGCCAUAUGCCACAUCAGCGAAGAUCAGAUCUAUUAUAAAGCUAUUAGAGAUAUUGAAAUAGGGGAGGAGUUACUGGUUUACAUGAAGGACGGAGUUUUCCCCGAGGGCUCAAUGGCACCGAACCUGGAAGAUGAGCAGAUGUACCGCUGUGAACACUGUGAUGAGCUCUUCACAUCGAAGCUGGAGUUACGGCGGCAUCAGAAAUACUCCUGCAGUUGCAGCAACUCGAUGUUUGACUCACUAAGCGAAGACUUUAAACAGGAGCACGAAGACAGCGAUGAGCCGGUGCACGAGUGCAAAGACUGUGAAAAGAUCUUCCCUAGCGAGUACAGUCUCGGGCAGCACAUGAUCGUACACACAGAUGAGAGAGAGUAUAAGUGUGAACAGUGCCCCAAAGCUUUCAACUGGAAAUCCAACCUCAUUCGCCAUCAGAUGUCACAUGACAGUGGCAAGCGCUUCGAGUGUGAAAACUGUGAUAAGGUGUUCACAGACCCCAGCAACCUCCAGCGCCACAUCCGCUCUCAGCAUGUCGGUGCCCGAGCCCACACCUGCCCUGAGUGUGGCAAGACCUUUGCCACCUCCUCGGGCCUCAAGCAGCACAAGCACAUACACAGCAGUGUCAAGCCUUUCAUCUUCAUGUGUGUUCUCCCAGGUGAGGUGUGUCACAAAUCGUAUACCCAGUUCUCUAACCUGUGCCGUCACAAACGGAUGCAUGCAGACUGCCGCACCCAGAUCAAGUGUAAAGACUGUGGGCAAAUGUUCAGCACUACCUCCUCCCUCAACAAGCAUCGGCGCUUUUGCGAGGGCAAGAACCAUUAUAAUCCCGGAGGCAUAUUCACAACGGGCAUACCAAUGACAUCCAGUCACAUUUUAGGCAAGUCCAAGUCUCAUCUUGGCUUGAACCAUAGUGGACUUGGCUUCGGUGAUUACUUCCCAUCCAGGCUGCAUCAUGCAGGUUUGCCCUUUUCCCCAGCACCCUCUGCAUUCCCAGCUCUUUCCCAUGGCUUCCCAGGCAUCUUUCCCCCAUCGCUAUAUCCUAGACCGCCAUUGUUACCUCCUAGUUCACUGCUCAAGAGCCCAAUUAGUAACCGUCAGGAUGGGAAGCUGACUCCUCUUGAUGCUCCUACUCUUUCUGCGGUCGCAUCCAUGAACAACAGCAAUGGCAAUGUAGGGAGCGGCCUCAGCAGCCAGUCAGAGGAGAAUCGAGAGUCCAAACUGGACUUGUCAUUCCACGACAACAAGAAUAAAGUGAAGAUGAAUGAAAUGUCUGAUGGUAGUGACUUGGAAGAUGUUAACACGUCUAGCGGCACAGAUCUAGACACCACCACUGGCUCAGAUCUAGAAAGUGAGGCGGAAAGCGAACGGGAGAAGAGCAGGAGGAAACCAGUGCAGGAGAGCAAGCAGGACGAAGUGAGCAGCAGUUCGGUAUCUGUCUCCAGUACAGGGAACCUCCCUUGCGUGCGUCCUUUCCUCUCCUCCCAGCAUUCAUUUUUCCCACCGCCAGAGGAGCAAGCACUUCCACCCUCCGGGGCCACCACUGACUCCAUUAAAGCCAUUGCCUCCAUUGCAGAAAAGUAUUUUGGCCCAGGCUUAAUGGGCUUGCAGGAGAAGAAGAUGGGCUCCUUAAACUACCAUUCCAUGUUCCCUUUCCAGUUUCUGCCCAACUUCCCACAUUCCUUGUACCCGUUCACAGACAGAGCACUCAAUCCUGGCAUGUUCUUCAAACCUGAGCCUAAAUCCCCUCGUGAGCACAUACAGAAAAUACCUACAGCCACUGGUGCGGAUUCACCCUUUGACCUAACCACCAAACCCAAGGAGGUCAAACCUCUUCCUCCACCCCCCAGCAAGCCAGCCUUGCCAUCCAAUCCCCCCUUGGCCCCUGGAGAGGAACAACCUCUGGACCUCAGCAUAGGCAGUCGAAGCCGAGCUAACCAGAACGGUGGCGCACAUGAACAGCGCAAGAAUCACGCCUAUGGCGCAAACUGCAAAGCAGCUAAAGAUGAACACCCAGCACUAACUCAGUCCCAGAACUUGCACCAGCCCCAGAUGCCUCAGCCGCAAGCAUCCCUUCCCCAGCAGCAGCCGCCGCUCCACUACGCCAAGCCCUCGCCAUUCUUCAUGGACCCCAUCUACAGCAGGGUGGAGAAGAGGAAGCUAAUAGACCCAGUAGGAGCUCUAAAGGAGAAGUACCUGAGGCCGGCACAACUACUCUUCCAUCCUCAGGUGUCUGCGAUGGAAAACAUGACUGAGAAGUUGGAAAGCUUUAGCGCUCUGAAACUGGAUGCUCCCAAUUCCCUCCAGCACUCCUCACACCACCUUUUUAACUUCCGCUCCCCGCCUCCUUCUCUCUCCGAUGCUAUCUUACGCAAAGGCAAGGAGCGAUACACCUGCAGGUACUGUGGGAAAAUCUUUCCCAGGUCAGCUAAUCUUACAAGGCACUUACGAACACACACAGGAGAACAACCCUACAGAUGUAAAUACUGUGACCGUUCAUUCAGCAUCUCCUCCAACCUCCAGCGACAUGUGCGUAACAUUCACAACAAGGAAAAGCCGUUCAAGUGCCACCUUUGCAAUCGCUGCUUCGGUCAACAGACCAAUCUGGACCGCCACUUAAAGAAACAUGAACAUGAGAAUAUUCCAGUGAGUCAGCAGUCUGGGAUCCUCUCGAAUUUAGGAACAAAUAUUUCCUCACCGAACUCUGAGUCUGACAAUCAUGCACUUUUGGAUGAGAAGGAGGACUCGUAUUUCUCAGAGAUUAGGAACUUCAUCUCCAAAAGUGAGCUGAACCAGGCCUGUAGCUCCUCGGAGAAAAGGUCAGAGUUGACGGAGGAGGAACAGCCUCAGAGUCACGCUCACACCACCUCAAAACUGGAGGAGGAAGAUGAGGAGAUGGAGGGAGAUGAUGAAGACGAGGAAGGCUCGUUGACAGAAAAGUCGCAGGACGAGACGGCCUCUCCCGCCACUAUGGUGCAGGGCACCUACGACGAGGACGAGGAGCCGACCCCUCUCCCUAUGCCUUACGAACACACGCGCAGGUGUAUUGAGGAGGAUGCAGGCCUGUUAGAUCUGGAACCUCUGGCUGGUUUCCCCAAAGGCCUGGAGUUCCAUAAGGCUGGCGAGGAGCCCUAUGACAUUAAAGACAUUUUUAGCACCUCGGUAGAGUCGGAGGCGCUGAAAGAAACACUUUUCAGGCAGGCUAAAACACAGGCUUAUGCAAUGAUGCUCUCUCUGUCUGAGAACACCAAUCUGCAUUCAUCCUCCCAGAACUCCUUGGAUGCCUGGCUCAACAUAGGAGGAGGGCCGUCGGAGACGAGCUCCUUUCACCCCCUCAACAACAUCUGAGAACACCAACAAGAUAAAGGAGAGAUGGAGGGAGAAAGGAGGAGAGGGCAAGAGACCAACAUGAAGAUGUGUCAAAACGAGCUUGUGAAGGCCAGCAGUGCAACAGUAGACGAAACACCACUAUGCGCGCAAAGAGGAGAACGAACUGUUGAGUGAAUCACAGACGGGAGAGGUAUAAAAACACGAAUGAACUCACCGAAUCCCAGCCAUACAGCAUCUUUCCUGUCUGCAGCUAGCCACUAUAGUGAAGUUCCCUCCUCAUCAGCUGAUUCAAGAGGCAUUCGAAUGACUCUCAAAUCACUUCUCCACCUCAUUUUCAAUGAUAUGCAUUUCAUAGAGACUGCUCUCAAGGGGUUUUUAACAUGUUCUCGGAGAAGCCCAGGAUGGCUUGAGUGGACAGAGUAGUUGAGUGUUUCUUCAACUGGAGAUUUGAACCGUUUCUACUCAGCAUUCCAUUCUCACGUUGAUUUUCUACAGCACUGUACCAAGGUUUCCUUUCUAUUAACUCACAGCCGAAGUCUUACAGUAGACCAUUACUGUAGACAUCAAGGUUGAUUUCCAAUGGCAAUAGAAGCACUUAAGUCUAGCCCAAAACUAGCAUGCUAACUUUCCCCCGAAGGCUCAAUGCCGUUUGUAAGCCACUGUCUCAAAAAGUAAAUGCUGGAAGUCACCUUUGAGAUUUGUGUUUGGCUGCGCGAUCUUGCCUCGUCGCCAGCCGGACCUUCAUAUACGAUAAAUCACGCAGCACGGUUGUUCAUGUGUAUAGCAUCACGGUCAUUGUAAUUAUCGUUGUUAUGGUAAGUAUCUUAGCCGUUUAGUCCCAACUGAAAGUUUGUUUUUAAGAGUUAAAUUAUUCUCCAGUGGGGCAAUUGGAAAACUUUUCUCUUUUUCUUGCAUUCAGUAAUAUGAUUUUUUUUUCUUUUUCUAUGUGAAUUGUUCUUCGGUAAACAGUAUUGUUUCUUUUUGAGCACAUCUGUGCUUAAAUGUUAAUAUAAUUCUUAGUGAAGGACCAAAUUUGUACAAUAUUGUUGUAUGAUGUACAAACUAAGUUAACCAUUGGUAGCAGAGAGUGUCGUGUGCCAAAUAAUCCCCUUUUUUCUUUGACAAUCAUUUUCCCGAGUGGUCGCCUCCACUGUUGGUAGUUUUUUUUUUUCUUCUCCUGUUGUUGCUACUUACAUUGAUGAGAGUUUGUCUUGUAUUUAUGUUUUUUAUGAUUAAUGAAAAAUGAAGAAAAAAAUGACUUGCCCACUCGUUUGAAGGAAUGAAAUAUCACGGAAUAAAUAUAUAUCACGGAAAUUCAGAAUUGUUCAAGCUCUUCGUAAAGAAGCAAGUUGCCAAAAUACAAAAGAAUGCGUUUAUAUUAUGAGCACAUAAUCAUGAAGUCUGGUUUAUGAUGCAUCUGUUCAACCAUCUAGAAAAGUAGGCACUGCGUGAUUUAAGAAAAAAAGAAAAAAAAAACCCGUUUUGACUCAAAUAUCAGGUAACUCAAUAGAGGGGCAUUAUAUGUUGACAUUUUUACACAUUUUAAGCAUCUUCAUUAAAGGAAAUGGGUCGACGGUGUAUCUCUGGGUUCAAAUCGCAUGUUUUCAAUGUUCCAUUUGUUUGGGAAGAGCCAUAUACUGUACAUCAGCCAGUCCUAGACAUCAUAUCAAAUUCUACAUAACUCAAAUACUUAAUAUUAUGCAUCCCAGAAGAGACACCAGAAGCGAGAGGGCUAAAAAUGGAUCAUGAUCAAAUGGUGAGCAGCUACAUUUAACGUUCACAAGAGCAUGGAGAGAUGCCCAAAUCCACGAGUCCUCAUCCAACUCCUGAACUGUGAAGCCAGCGAAUGAAUCGUAAACAGCUGGAUGCAUAUCAUGAAUGUGUAGAGUAGAUGUAAUACGUAGGUUAGGAGUCAAACUUACCUUCUCUCGAUUGAAUGUCUUUUUGGUCAGGAACUCAUACUCUCCUCACUUCUAUUUGGAUGAUUAAGGACUCUCUGGAAUCAGCACUUAAAUCGAACACAUACCCCUGUCUGCCUACUUCAUGCUUUCCUUUACACCUUAGUACUGAUUUUAAUGACAUUUUCUAAGCAAGGCUGGUUUUAACAAGCACUUUAACUCUUGGGUCAAACAGGCAUUUUUAUCAGAUGCUUUCAAAUAAAACAGCAAAGUACAUUCAAGCGUUGUUAGAAGAACUUGUUGGUUUUGAACAUUAGAAAUAUUGUGUUUUCACUGCGAACACAAACCAGGCAAGAUGGACUUGACUGGCCUUUCACAGGGAAUCCAUCUGCUUGAUAACACUGUGUAAAAACUUGCAGCAGUGUCGUAUUUCAAUAUAUUACCAUGUGGCGCACCGUGUAAUCUUACCUAUCUCCUCACUAUAUCAUUUACUCAAACCCUUGAGUAAAAAGCCUGUUUGAUGCAUAUUGGAUUGCUGGGAUGUAAUGGGAUUAUGAGUAUGGAGAAGUCAUGUCACAUACUACUGUACUUAGCAAGCGCUGUAGGUGAAGAAAUUGACCCACACUGAUUAAAUCAUCAUGGAAAAUGGUCAAAAAAUGAACAAUGCAGAUGUCCUUGGCCCACUGUUACAUU